This is a messenger RNA of Rubroshorea leprosula, 1708 nucleotides long. NCBI's taxonomy places the organism in Eukaryota, Viridiplantae, Streptophyta, Magnoliopsida, Malvales, Dipterocarpaceae. The record is from the annotation of a GenBank genome assembly.
ACAAAAGAAGAUAAAGCACUGCCAAACCAAACGCAAACCGAACUGCUGUUCCUUCUCCUCCUCUUUCUUUGAUCCUUCAUUCCGUUUCUUCCAAAACCCUAAAAUUCUCUCAAAGUCAUAUCAGAAUUUUCUUAUAUAUGCGUUGAUCUCCUUUCCAUUCUCAGGCAGACUUCCCAUAUGAGUAUUCAUGUCUAGGCAGCAUUCUUCCCCAUCCCUUAUUUUCUGCCAAACCCAUCACUUUCUUCCUAAAAAAUAAAGGGUGUAUCCAAAGGAGCUACAUUUGAUUUAAAUUUUUUUCUUUGAUCAAUUGUUUUUUUUGGGUAUAAUUUUGUGGGUUGGGUUUUGAUUCUAUGGCUGCGGUGGUGGAGAAGUGCACUGAGGCUACAAUUCCCAACAACAGCACUGUCAACAGUGUGGACAACAAGGAUAACAUUGACAGCAAUGGGAACAUCAAGAGUUCAGAGCCGAAACCGGAAUUCAAGGAAUUUAAUGUGCAAAAGCUGGUGGAUAUGUUCACAAAGUUGAAUCCUUUGGCCAAGGAGUUUUUCCCUUCAUCUUAUCAUAAUCAGAUCAAGAAAAAUCAUUUUUCGGUGAACAAUUUUGCGGUGGUGAAGCAACCCGGCAAUGACAAUGCUAAUUUCCAUGCUAACCCGAGGAGAAGAAAUAACCAGGGAAGAAGGAGACUGAAUGGUGGAGCAUUCAGAGCUCAAAGAGAAGAUAGUAUUAGGCGAACAGUUUAUGUAUCUGAUGUUGAUCAAACUAUUACGGAAGAGCAGCUUGCUGGCUUAUUUAGUAGCUGCGGAGAAGUUGUUGAUUGCCGUGUUUGUGGUGAUCCACAUUCAGUCCUUCGCUUUGCAUUUGUUGAAUUUGCCAGUGAGGAAGGUGCAAGAGCUGCUUUAAACCUUGGUGGGACCAUGUUAGGAUUCUAUCCAGUUAGGGUCUUGCCUUCAAAAACUGCCAUACUUCCUGUGAAUCCAACAUAUCUCCCUAGGUCAGAGGAUGAAAGGGAAAUGUGUAGUAGGACAGUAUAUUGUACAAAUAUUGACAAGAAGGUUUCUCAAGCUGAAGUGAGGAACUUCUUUGAAUCAAUAUGCGGUGAGGUUACUCGCUUGAGGCUUUUGGGUGACCAUGUGCAUUCGACUCGCAUUGCCUUUGUUGAAUUUGCAAUGGCAGAAAGUGCCAUUACUGCACUAAAUUGUAGUGGAAUGGUGCUGGGAAGCCAACCAAUAAGGGUAAGCCCUUCAAAGACACCUGUGAGGCCACAAGUUGUUCGCCCAACUGUGUAUUAAGUAGGUGGUGGAGUCCUUAAAGAUCCAUCCAUGGAAAUGGGCGACUUGCCUGUUGAGAGAAGAGAAAACAUUGUUGUGUUGAAGGGGUGUAGAAUAGUAGUUCAUUAUUUCCAUCUUUUCUGCCGCAACAUAACCAUUUUGUUUUGUUUUCAUGACUGGAAAAAUCUUCCCUUGCCCUAGAUUAAAUUGAAUUUUCUCCCUUCUCUAUCAUUUUGAUUCGUCAAUAUCAUUUCUGACUAGUUUAGCUUGAUGUUGUGUGGGGAUGCCAAAUGUUUUAGAAAAGUCUAAGAAAUCAAGAUAUAUGGUACUCUUUGGAAGAAAGGUAGCACUCAUCAUUAGUUACGUGGUCCGGUAAUAGAGUUAUUUGUAUUCUCAUGCUUUUGGCUAGAUGACACUUAAAAGAAAUCCACUGCUUGGUU